This is a messenger RNA of Caenorhabditis bovis, 2622 nucleotides long. The record is from the annotation of a GenBank genome assembly. NCBI's taxonomy places the organism in Eukaryota, Metazoa, Nematoda, Chromadorea, Rhabditida, Rhabditidae.
AUGAAUGAAAAUAAUAGCUUGCCAGUGGCAGCGGCGAGAAAAAGGACCACACAAACGAAUGCCUCAUCAAGCCCAGAAACUGGUCUUCUGAUUAAUGUUAUCCGCUCACUAACCUCUAGUGUGUCCGAAGAUCAACGAGAAAUUGAGAAAGCGAGGCUUGAAAAAGGAUUCAGGGAAUCUGGAGAAUUAAUUGACCGACUCGUCAAAAAUCAUCAAGCUGAUGUUGACGAAUGUCUUGAUUCCUUUCGGGAUGUUUCCGCGAAAGUUUCAGAUUGUCGGGAACGCAUCCGUAAUGUGAAAAAUGCUCUACAAACUUGUAAGAGUUUGCUGGAAUUGAAACGAGACGAUUUGAAGAAGCUUUGGCUCGAAAAUGCUCAACAAAAAGCGGUGUGCGAGAUUUUAGCUCAAAUUGAAAAAUUACGGGAAGGACCUGCAAAGAUUGAGUGUCUUAUAGCUAAAGAGUCUUAUCAAAACGCAGCGGCAAUUGUUACAGAAUCUAGAGAAAUAAUGAAUGGAAAAAUGUCGAGAAUCGAAGGUCUCAGCCAAUUAAGGAAUCAAAUCGAAAACUAUGCGCAAAUUUUAUUCGAGAAAAUCAACGACACCUUAGUCACUAUGCUGAUUAUUGAGCCGUUUGAAAAACAUCUAAUGACAAUUGUCCGCACAAUUCCGGAACAUAAAGUUCAUCAAAAUCAACAUUGUUCGUCGAUUUAUGAAAAAAUGAGAAAUGGAUUUAAUGUGGAGCCGGCGAAAACUCGGCUAAGUAAAGCGGUUGAAGCAUUAUCAAAUUUGGAAGGUGGAAAUUGGGAUAUUGACCGACUAAAAUUCCUUUGCAAAAAUAUGAUGGACAAAAUGAUAUCGAUUAGUAUUCAAGUGAUGAGAAUUGGGUGCAAUAUUGAUGAAAAUAACGACGGAGAGCAAGCACAUUUGAAACAAUUUGUGCAAAUGCUUUCCGCUCAACUCGACUCCUCAUGUGCUCUACAUGCAGAAUUCGCAGAGCUAAUUGAAAAACAAUGUUCAAGAUCCGAUGUAGUUAUCUCGUUCUGGAAAUCGGCCCAAUCAGCACUUGAGGUGGUUAUCUCGGAACAUCUAGAUAUCAAUACUUCAAUUGACGACACAAGCGUGAGCAAUGAUCAGAAAGCAUUGUUCCGUUUCGAUUGUACUGCGUGUGCUUCAUCUCCGAAUGUCGCUUCAUCGAAUUCGCAGCCGAAGGUUGUGAUUUGUAAGCCAUCCGCUUACAAUAUUGUGGCGAUUUUCCCGAUUCUCAGUCGAUUAAUGGAAAAUAUCGAGAAGCAAAUUAACGAAUCGCCUUGCGAAUUACGACGAUUUAUGCACUCAUUCGUUAUGGAAAUGUUUGUGGAGCGUGUCAAGACCAAUUUGGCAUCUCGAAUUGAAUCGGCCCUUCGUGGUGGAGAUUCGCUAAGAGCUCCAGUCGAUAAUAAAAUCUUACCGUCAUGUCGUAAAGUGCUCGAAUUGUGCAAAGAAGUUCAUGAUUUGAUCAUUAGCAUGGAUUUGUAUGCUGAUCGAUUUGCUGCUCUUUGGUUGCUCGUCCUCACCGAUUAUUAUAAAAAUAUGACCGAUGUUUAUGAUCGGAUGACUCCUAGUAGUGUUAGUGAGAAUGAUGCAGUAGCCACUCGCAAGCAGAAGCUUUCGGCGACGUGGACAGCCGAUGACGACAUCUCACGUCUUCUGAUGAGUCUACCGAACUGGCACGCUGCCAAUUUGUCGCCGACGACGCCUUCGGUUGAAAGCGAACAAGAUGUCGGCGAGCGAAGCAAACGCGAAUCGGAGAUUCUCAUCGGGAAUCUCGGAACACAGACGCAGAAUAAAUUGACUGAAGCACAUUUGAUUACCGAUAUGAAUGAUAUUCGCAUGUUUGCUAGCCUUCAUGAAUCUCUCAGGUGGUUCAGCGAUCAGAUUCGAGAGCUGGUUUAUUCGCUUCCGGCUCAUGUCCGACUCGUUCUCGACACUUGUAUGGUUCAAGUCCGACUCAAAGACGGACAAAUGAUUGAUAAUAAAUCCGUCCCUUCAGCCAUCGAGGAUUGUGUUCGGCGACUAGAAACCAUCGCAGAUUCUUGUCUUCUACUUCUUCAUAUCGAAAUCCGAUUCCAUUGUUUCUAUCAUUUAUCACCGCUCGCCAAAUAUCGAAAUUCGUCAAUUCACAAUGAAGUUGAUCCCGAGGUUGUCACUCUUGGCAAGGAUCUUCAACAAUUUUACAACGAGCUGAAAGAUGUUCUAUCUGCUUCGAAACUCUCCUACAUUUUCGAUGGUCUCGGUCAUUUGUGUGCCUCGAUUUUCAUUCAUUUGAGCCAAUUCAUGCCACGACUAACCGAGGCAGCGAAGAAACGAGUGUGCCGCAAUGUGUGGGGAGUUCAGCAACGAUUGUCAAGGAUCACAAAUCGAAGAGAAUCCGAUUUGGACAAGGCUCGAGCCUUCUUCGAUCUUCUUCUUACCAAUGAUCCUGAUGGAUUGUUAUCAAUUAUCCCUGAAAAACGGUCAAUGUUCACACCCAUCGAAUUAAGCUAUCUUCUCGCUUUAUCAGUUCGUAGUGAUAAGACCCUCGCCAGUCAGCACGGUGCACUAGAAAAACGUCAGCUUCAAUUAAACGCUAUUCUCAAAUCUUAA